Aspergillus nidulans FGSC A4 is the source of this 2562-nucleotide messenger RNA. RefSeq names its product putative ATP-dependent RNA helicase DBP6. The transcript has a single exon. Gene Ontology annotation, molecular function: ATP binding; nucleic acid binding; RNA helicase activity. Lineage: Eukaryota; Fungi; Ascomycota; Eurotiomycetes; Eurotiales; Aspergillaceae. The record is from RefSeq and is a predicted model, not a curated record. Bases 1 to 2562 code for a protein of 853 amino acids. Gene Ontology annotation, cellular component: nucleolus.
AUGGCUGGUGAUCGUAUGGUCAGCCAUGCGAUCUCAUUAGAUUACCAGACUACCCCAACGAGCGGAAAGAAACCUCAUAAAAGAAAAAGAGACCUCGAUGGCUCCACCGUCGCUUCGGCCACUCCGACGAAGAAAUCAAAGAAGGAUCGAACCGUACCCUCUACGCCAGCUUCGCCUAAAGAAAGCAAGAAGCGAGAAAGGAUUUCAGGCUCGGCCUCCGUUGAAAGAGCUCCGAAGGAAUCGACCAAGAAGAAAGGUGCUGUUUCGCCGAUCGGCGAGCCGACGAAAUCGCCAGACGUUCGUGCCGAUAUCAAACUCAAAAAGAAACGAAAAACGCCCAAGGACAAUAGUGAGUCGGAUGAGAAGUCUACGGAUUUAGCAGAACAGACUGUACCGCCGGAUGUCUCCGGGGUGGCCACCAACAAAGACUCCGUAGAGACAAAAAAGCCGAAGCGGCCGAAAGCUGCGGAGCAUGCAGAGAGGGAUGACGAAUCGAAGCGAACGAAGAACAAGUUUGCGGGUAUAUUAUCAAAGUUUGAGAGGUCUGCAAAAGUUAAGAAGGCCACUGAGAAAUUACAUCGAGAGGAUGAGACGCCAGUUCAAGACGAGAACGUUGCUCAACCAGUCAUAGCACAAGGAUUGGAGCCUAUUCCCCAACCAAAACCCGUUGUCGAAGAAGCUGAGAAGCCUACAUAUUCCUCUCUUCCACCUUGGCUGGCUAAUCCAGUAAGAGCAUCAGCUGAAACCAGGGCCAAAUUCUCCGACUUGGGAAUCGAGCCCAAACUUCUUCGAGUUCUUGAAGUUAAUGGGUACAAAGAAGCCUUUGCUGUUCAGGCCGCUGUUAUACCACUUCUUCUGAAGGGGCCGAACAACCACACUGGAGAUAUCUGCGUCUCUGCUGCUACUGGUUCUGGAAAGACACUUUCUUACGUUCUUCCUCUCGUCACUGAGCUGGAGCAAAUCCCAGCUCCACGGCUACGGGGACUCAUCGUGGUACCAACUAGAGAGCUGGUUAAACAAGCCCGAGAAGCCUGUGAGUUUUGCACGGCAGGAACAGGUCUACGCGUCGGAUCUGCAGUGGGAAAUGUUGCCAUCAAGGAUGAACAGCGAUCCCUUAUGCGUAUUGAACAUGUUUACAGCCCAGAGAGCGUCGAGUCACGACGAAAAGCGGAGUUAACAGGGGAAGAGUGGGCUGACUUCAGUCUACAAGACUAUAUCUCGAAUACGACGGACUUGGGUGAGACAUUACCAGGCUAUAUCCACAGGGGUGAGCCCAAUGUUGAUAUACUCAUCUGUACACCCGGUCGCCUCGUGGACCAUAUUCGCUAUACAAAAGGCUUUACAUUGAAGCAUCUUCAGUGGCUCGUCAUUGACGAGGCUGACCGAUUGCUUAACGAGAGCUUUCAGGAGUGGGUGGAUGUCGUUAUGCAGUCCCUUGAUGCACGCAAGGCGUACGGGGCUUUCGGACCAAGUGGACGGUUCCUGGCGGAUCUCGGGAUGUCUUUGCAGACUAAAGAGCCUAGGAAGGUGGUCCUCAGUGCCACAAUGACCAAAGAUGUCUCAAAGUUGAACUCUCUCCGGCUCACGAAUCCGCGAUUAGUUGUUGUUGGUGGCUCUGAUCAAACUACUACAGCCGAUGAUGAGAGCGGGGUUGUUGUCCACGCAGAUGAAAGAUUUACUCUUCCGACGACACUAAGAGAAUACUCCAUUGCGGUUGGUGACGGAGAGCACAAACCGCUGUAUCUCUUGCGCCUGCUCUUAUCCGAGAUGAAACUUGAUGUUCCCUCUUCAACAAAACGCACAGCUUCAGUUACGUCUGAAUCCGAUGAUACCAGCUCAGAAGGAACCAGCUCGGACGAGUCGACGUCAGACGACUCAUCUUCUGAUGAGUCUAGCUCUGAAGAUUCCGACCUGGAUUCAGAGUCUGACGCAUCGAGUGAUACCUCCUCGAGCGAAGAAUCAGACGACUCGGACAAUAGCUCCGAAUCAGCGUCCGACGACGAAGAGACUGCUGAAGCACCAUCCAACCACACGCCCCAGCGAACUACAGUCUUGAUUUUCACCAAAUCGUCCGAAUCUGCAUCGCGUCUCUCCCGUCUCCUAGCCCUUCUCAAUCCAUCAAUAUCUGGCCUCAUCGGGACAAUUGUUAAGUCCAACAAAUCGUCCGCUUCCCGUAAAACACUCAGCGCUUACCGCCAGGGCAAAAUCUCCAUUAUUAUUGCCACGGAUCGUGCAUCACGUGGCUUAGACCUUCAGUCAUUAACACACGUCAUAAACUACGACGUCCCAGCCAGCAUCACAACGUACGUGCAUCGUGUCGGCCGUACAGCUAGAGCAGGCAACGAAGGGUCAGCCUGGACCCUUGUUGCCCAUAGAGAGGGUAGAUGGUUCACAAAUGAGAUCUCUAAGGGGUCCAAUGGCAAGAUCACCAGAGCCGGAAAGAUUGAGAGGGUCCCCAUGAAGUUGGACAACGCGAAGGAGCUCAAGUCCAAGUACACAUCUGCGCUGGCGGUUCUAGAGCAGGAAGUACGGUCUGUCGGGACGAAGAAAGCUGCACGCUAA